Octopus bimaculoides (California two-spot octopus) is the source of this 1169-nucleotide messenger RNA. RefSeq names its product ubiquitin carboxyl-terminal hydrolase isozyme L5-like. Lineage: Eukaryota; Metazoa; Mollusca; Cephalopoda; Octopoda; Octopodidae. The record is from RefSeq and is a predicted model, not a curated record. Gene Ontology annotation, cellular component: cytoplasm. Gene Ontology annotation, molecular function: cysteine-type deubiquitinase activity. Gene Ontology annotation, biological process: ubiquitin-dependent protein catabolic process; protein deubiquitination.
UUACUUGUUACUUCCGUUAAAAUUUUUCAAAUCUUAAUUUCCAACACAAUGUCAGGUACUGCCGGAGAUUGGUGUCUAAUAGAAAGCGAUCCGGGAGUAUUUACGGAACUGAUCCGAGGAUUCGGUGUCAAAGGAAUUCAGGUAGAAGAGAUAUGGAGCUUAGAUUCUGACAGUUUCAAAAAUUUAAAACCUGUCCAUGGACUUAUUUUUCUAUUCAAAUGGGUACCAGAGACAGAACCAGAUGGCUCCAUUGUACGAGACAAUCGACUGAACCAAAUAUUUUUUGCUAAACAAGUAAUCAACAACGCAUGUGCAACACAAGCUAUUCUCAGUAUUUUGCUCAACUGCAAACAUGAAGAUCUGGAAUUGGGAGAAACCUUGACAUCUUUCAAAGAGUUUGUUCAAAACUUUGACCCAGCUAUACGUGGAUUGACUUUGAGUAAUUCUGACGUCAUACGUCAAGUUCAUAAUAGUUUCUCUCGGUAAGAAUAUUUAUUUCAUUUCCCUUUUUCUUUUUUUUUUUAUCUUUCUUUUUUUUCACUGCCAAAGGAAGAGUGGGAACAGCAAUAUCUUUUGUAGGGCCUUUUACCCCUGGGUGUUGUUGAUGAGAAUGCUGAUUGGCUUGAUGUUGUUAGACCUGUUAUUGAGAAACGGAUUCAGAAGUAUCACAAUGAUGAAAUCCACUUUAAUUUGAUGGCCAUUGUCUCAGAUCGCAAAAUGCUAUACGAGCGCAAGAUGAAAGAUUUUGAGAGUUCUGCCAUGGAGACUGAUGAUAUCGGUAGUGAGAUAAGCAGACUCCAGAUGUUGAUACAGGAAGAAGAACAAAAGAUGGCACGUUACAAAAUUGAAAACAUCCGUCGCAAACACAACUACCUACCUUUUAUAGUGGAACUGUUGAAGUGUCUGGCCAAAGAGGAGAAAUUAGUACCUUUAGUAGAGAAGGCCAAGGAAAAGGCUGCAAAGAAGAAGGAAGUGAAGGCUUGAUAUCAGCUACCCUUAAUCUAUCCUACUUUAAUCAUUCACCUGUUGGUGUUCAUUAGUAAAAGGGCUGUGUCUUGUUCUUAAUGACCACAUCCACCGAUGCUGUUCUUCGUCAACUGUAUAUGUUUUCCAUUUUCAACACCAAGUAUUUGAUGUUUUCAUAUAUUAAUAAACAUUUGACAAUAUCA